Molecule: messenger RNA, 2336 nt
Organism: Daucus carota subsp. sativus
Lineage: Eukaryota; Viridiplantae; Streptophyta; Magnoliopsida; Apiales; Apiaceae
Product: protein DEEPER ROOTING 1
Exons: 5
Coding region: 1093-1902 (269 amino acids)
Biological process (GO): gravitropism; regulation of growth
Source: RefSeq, a predicted model, not a curated record
GACAUUGCUAUGUUUAUUUAUAGUAGUUAGCAAACGUGGAGCUUUCCAGAAAUGGAAAGUUUCAUCCCCUUUGCCCAAAUAUAGGUUGACUAGUGGCUCAUCUGCACAUGCCUUGUUAUAGUUUAAUCUCAGGGAAAAAGUUGCAUCUUGGUUGCAGUGAUUCUGCUCGACUCCAUUCUUACUGGUCUGUUACAUGCAUCUCGAGAAAUCAAUAGUAUAAGCUUACUGAUACUUUUGUCCAAGUUGCUGCUGUGUCGAUGAUCGAUUGAACUAGUAAUAACAAGUUUAUAGAUUAUUAACAAUCCUCGAAUCUCAAUAGAUGGACACUGUCUUCCAUGUAGAUGGCUUAUAAUGAGGACUACGUAUUUAGAGUAAUCGUAAUCCCUUGAUAACUUUCUGAUAACAAAUUGAUCAGGCUGAUUAUAUAGGACAAAUUGAGAUUUAGGAAAGGAAACAGGAUUAAGAAGAAAAACGCAGAGGCCUGAGCACACGUGUUGGUCUGAUCUUGUAGGAUGGACUGUUUUCUGGCGACAUAUGCCUUGCAUCCCCGCCAGGACCACACCCUUAAUUAGUUUAAUUAGUGAUUAGGUGCUCUAACUACCGUGUCUCGCAGAUUAACCUCAUGUCUGUGGACUUACUCCCGAGUCAUCAGCAACAAAUAUUAUUUGAAAUGCAUAAUCUGUGAUUGAUCGCUGUGGACCCGACGCGACUAUCAUCGUCCACGUAUGUCUGCAUUAUAAUCAGGACUAUUUUAUCGGCCAGUAUGCUUGAGUAGACAGUGAUACUUGGGUACAUGUAUCAUGUAUGUAGAGUAUACAGAGAACUCAUCUGUCAAAGGCUCAGCUCGAAAUUUGGACCAAUGAGAAGCUGUGUGAAGGUUUUCGUCGCAAAUAUCCAUGUUUUUAAUAGUUUAUUACUCCCAAAGCUUAACUUUCAUUGGCUUCUAGGAUCUACUUAAUAAUCUGAGUACCUAAUGCACAUUAUCAAGCAUAGCUUUCAUAAACAGCUGCAAAACUCUUCUUACCACAACUUACUAGUAUUCUUUCCUUGAUUCAUCGUCGAUUCAGCCAUACUUCUUGCAUUAUAUAACAAAUGAAGUUCUUCAGCUGGAUGCAAAAUAAGCUUCACAGAGGGAAAGAGACCACAAAAUCAAACUCGACCUCAACUAAUAAUAAAUUGAUUCAAGAAACAAAAAAUGAAGAAUUCAAUGACUGGUCUAACGGAAUGCUGACAAUUGGAACUUUUGGUACAAAUGAUCUCCCAGACAACAGAGAGAGACAGAGACUUGAAGAUGAUGAUCAAUCUCUUUCUCAAGAAUUGGCUGCAGAAUUUACCCCCGAAGAAGUUGAAAAGCUACAAAAACAGUUGACUAAUCUGUUAUCACGAAAACCAGCUGCUAAAGUUGAUGAGAGAAUUGCUAAUCUUCCCCUGGACAGAUUUCUUAAUUGCCCGUCAAGCUUGGAGGUGGACCGUAGACUAUCUAGUACAGUAUGCAAUGACUUGAUUGAUGAAGAUAACGAAGACGAAGAAGACAUUGACAGAACAAUUAAAGUGAUUCUUGGUCGAUGUAGAGAUGCUUGCAUGGAAAGCAAUAAGAAAUCGAUUGGUAAAAAAUCCGUUUCUUUUCUCUUGAAGAAAAUGUUUGUCUGCAGAAGUGGAUUCGCGCCAACUCCCAGUUUCAGGGACACACUUCCAGAAUCAAGAAUGGAGAAGCUUUUGAGGACAAUGCUUUCCAAGAAGAUCUCCCCUCAGAAUACGUCUCGAGCAUCAUCAAUGAAAAAAUACAUAGAAGAUGUACAGAUGCCAAACAUGAGAAAACAAGAGGAAAAAGAAGACAAGCCAAAUGUUCAAAAGAGUAAAUGGGACAAAACAGAUUCAGAAUAUAUUGUUCUGGAGAUUUAGACACCGUCUCAUCCUCUUGCUGCGCAUUUGGAAUUGCACAAAUAUAUAUAUAAUUUUUUUACCGACGACAGGUUUAUGUAAAUUCAGUAGCUGCUCAUGCCUAUAGUGUUUUUUUUUUUUCUAAACCUCGGAGUUUAGGUUGCACGGUAAGAAAGCAACAGCCUUAGGUAGCAAGAUCUGAGCAAGUGAAGCAUGAUGGCAAACGGCGGAGAAAUUUAGAGCCUGAGUACAAGUUUACAAUAAACCAGACAUAAAAACUGAAUAUUUGUAGAUGAAACUAAUCAGGUUUCUCCUUUUGUAAAUGAUUCCUCAAUUCCCCUGUAGUUUUUUUUACGUGGUUGUACCGGUUUAAACCGAUACAGACCAUGUUAUGUAUUGAGGGAUUUUUGUAAUAGCAAGGGUUGACAUUAAUCAUCAUAUAAAAUUUUCAGUUG